Molecule: messenger RNA, 1788 nt
Organism: Parathielavia appendiculata
Lineage: Eukaryota; Fungi; Ascomycota; Sordariomycetes; Sordariales; Chaetomiaceae
Exons: 1
Coding region: 108-1478 (456 amino acids)
Molecular function (GO): methyltransferase activity
Source: RefSeq, a predicted model, not a curated record
UCAGAAGUUGUCGGGCUGAUAAUCGUCGCAGUCCGAAUUCAGUUCUGCAGAGUGACCAGCGAUGAAGAGGUGAGGGUUAUCUUUUUGUGAAUUGGACAACAACCACUAUGGCGUCUUGUCAUCGCAUACCGCAGAGGAUGCUGAAGAAGACGCAGCUCCCUGCUCCUGCUCUUCCAUCCUGCACCUGCGCUCGCAACAGCCCAUCCUCGCGCACCUUCACCCUCUCAACCAGACUCGAUGUUCGACCUCCUCCAAUAGUCAAGUUACGAGCACAACGCACGCCACAGACUCCUCCAUUACCGUCCUCUUCGUCCUCCUCAUCCUCCUCAAAAGCCCAGCCCCUCGACGUCCUCGUCAACCAAAGGAAAUGGCCACUCUUCGGCGCCGGCAUAUUCGCACUCUGCGCAGGCCUCUAUCUCUCGUCUGUGCUCACCUCCUCCCUCAAAGACACCUCCGCGGCCCCAUCAUGCACCUGCACCUCUCCCUCCCCUGCCGCCCAACCACCACCCACCGGCCUCCCUUCCACCCUCGACCUCACCAACCCCACCACAGCCGCCACGACAGCCCAAGCCUUCGACAAGUCCCUCGCCGUGCCAGAAUGGCUGAUGGGCAUCACCAGCCUGCGACAAUCUCUCGCCUCGCGCGCGCGCGGCCACGUGCUAGAGGUCGCCGUCGGCACGGGCCGCAACCUGGCCUACUACGACUGGAGCGAGGUCGUCUCGCUGUCCCAGGACGAGGCCGAGGCGAGGGCGCAGCGGGAGCGGGAGCGGGUUCGGAAACUGCUCGAUCAGCAUCGGCUUGGUGGGCCGACGGUCAGGGAGCAGUUGGACCGGAGCGGCAGUCUGGAGGGGGAGGUGCUCAGUUUCACUGGGGUGGACGUCAGCGGGGAGAUGAUGGGUGUCGCGCGGGAUAGGAUACGGGAGACAGUGCCUGGGCUGCGCAGGAUCAUGAGGAAGAGGCGUUUGGAGCCGAUGCCUAGGUUGGGGGUGGAUCAGGUUGGAGAGGGGGGGAUGCCGGUGGUGGAGGCGCUGGAUGGAAGGGUGAGGUUGGUGAUUGGGGAUGCCGUUCGCGGGUUACCGCCGCCGCCGCCCUUGCCGGCGGCUGGUUCCUCAGACCCGCCGGCCAAGUACGACACCAUUAUCCAGACCUUUGGGCUGUGCAGCGUCGCCGACCCUGGGACGCUGCUCGCCAAUAUGGCCGCCAAGCUGCAGCCUGACACGGGGCGCAUCAUCCUGCUUGAACACGGCCGCGGGCAUUACAGCUGGCUGAACCGGAGGCUGGACAAGUCUGCGCCGAAACACUUUCAGAAGUACGGGUGCUGGUGGAACAGGGAUAUUGAGCAGAUUGUACAUGAAGCCACGGAGAAGGUUCCAGGCCUCGAGGUAGUAGAGGUGGAACGACCCUUGUGGUUCCAAUUCGGGACCACGCUGCUGAUCGAGUUGAGGGUCAAGACUCAGCAGAACAGAGAACAGGGUUGAACGGAGGUCUAAUCCAAGGCCAGCUCGUGCCAGGGGGUCAUGUAUUGGAGUGUAUAGUACCAUUAGGCCUUGACAUGGGAACUGCAAGCAAAGUAAUACGCCGAGAUGUAGGCGCCGCGAAACCGUCUUUGUGUGACGGUGGCCUCCAAGCCUAGAGGCGGACACAGAUUUGGUUGUAAAUAUCGAGGUGGUGUUGUGGUUUGGUUAAGAAAACUAGCUGCAAGGAAUUCGACUCGCAGGAGGAACUUCAGUUUCUUGAAAAAACAUUUCCUCGCUCUUUAUCGGGUGUAAACUAGAUGGUUUUGCAACA